Acytostelium subglobosum LB1 is the source of this 777-nucleotide messenger RNA. RefSeq lists its product as hypothetical. Lineage: Eukaryota; Evosea; Eumycetozoa; Acytosteliales; Acytosteliaceae. Gene Ontology annotation, biological process: proton transmembrane transport. The transcript has 2 exons. The record is from RefSeq and is a predicted model, not a curated record. The coding region runs from base 1 to 777 and encodes 258 amino acids. Gene Ontology annotation, molecular function: voltage-gated proton channel activity. Gene Ontology annotation, cellular component: plasma membrane.
AUGGAUCAACAAUAUUAUCAAAGUCAAGGUCAAUCAUCAUCACAGUUGAGACCAGUGACAGGUCGCGAGAGUGAACAAGAACAUGACGAUGAUCAUCAUGAUGGGGACGACAGGGAUGACAGUGAUGACAGUUCAUCUUCCACAAACAGUAGUAGUAGCAUACGUGUCCGUGACACCAAUCAGAACAAAAAGUACAAGCGACAUCAACACGAUCCCAAGAAACCCAUUGGCCUCAAAUUCCCUUUCCACUUUGCCAGUCAUCAUCCACGGCACAAACAAAGGAAGGACUGGCGAUAUAAACUUGGAGAGUUUCUCGAGAGUUCGACGGUGCAGACUGCGAUUGUGAUACUCACGCUGCUGGACUUGGUUAUCACUAUCACAGAGAUCUUCCUGGAAGAGGCGUAUAAGAAGUGUAAUGAUCAUCAUCCACCACAUUCAGUGGAAGCCGCAGAGAAUGUAUUCAAGUACAUGACCAUCGCACUGCUCAGUAUAUUCGCGUUGGAGAUACUGUUGUUGCUGGUAUCAUUUGGUCGAGACUUCUUUUAUCAUCCAUUAUAUGUACUGGAUGGUGUUGUUAUCACUGUGUCAUUGGUCGUGGAGAUAGUCUUCAGAGAAAGAGUGGCAUCGAUGCUUGUCGUGUUCCGACUUUGGAGAAUGGUUCGCAUUGGACAUGCUGUUGCAUUCAGUGUCGAGUCACACGAAGAGAACAAGUACAAAGAUUUAAAACGCAAGUAUAAGCGACUAAAGAAGAAACAGGCGGCCAAUGCCAAGAUGUGA